UCGUACUGUGGCGGCCAGUGAAUGCGGUCUACACUACAUGAGGUCUAUGCCCCCUUAGAACACGGCGCAUCUCGUGCGCACUUAAACAAACGAAUAUUAUUAAUCUAAGAACAAAGAUUGUGCUUUGAAAACGUGAUAAGUGAAAAUGAAAUGAGUGUUUGUAUCAAAGUGACUCUGUGAGUUAAAAGUGGAUUCUCAAGUUAUCUUAGUGUAUGCAGUCUUCGUUAAAAGAUCAUGAUGCGGUUACUGCUGGUACUCUUCAUGCCGUUUGUGACCGGGCAGCAGCCGUGGGUGCCGUGCUCGGAACUGAACGAUGACCUUCGGUAUCCAUGCCGGUGUAAGGUGCAAGUGGAUAGGGCACUUCAACUGAGGAUCCUCAUGAACUGCGAUCACGUGGUCUUCCCUGGAGACUACCCAGCGUUGCCUUAUGGUGCGCCGAUCAUAUCAUUUAGUCAGCAAUCAGCAGGAAUACAAUCGCUUCCUACACAGAUCUUCUCCAGCUAUGGACUACCAUUAAAAGAAUUAGAUUUCUCUCACAACAGUCUGCGUCGGUUACCAGAUCGUCUUCUAGCGGGAGUGAGAGGCAACCUUACAAAGCUGGUGCUGGCUCACAACUUGCUUGGCGACAUCUUGAAUCCGAUAUUCUCAACGGCAGAGCUACAUAACCUUCCUGCGCUAGAGGAGCUCGAUAUUACCGGGAAUAAUAUCCGUGGUCUGGAGGAGGGACUGCUCAUUGGAUGCAACGUUUUAAAGACGUUUCGUCUCGACCGCAACAACAUGGUGUCAAUUCCGUCGGUGUCCCUCAACGGACCGCUUUCAUUAAAAGUUCUCUCGCUCAGGGAAAACAGAAUAGCUACCCUGCGUCAAGCAUCAUUUAUUUCCCAGAAGACUCUAGAAGAAAUAAACCUAUACGGCAACAUGAUAUCAAAUAUCGAAGGAGGAGCAUUCAUCAGCUUGAACGAACUGCGAUCUCUCGAGCUGGGUCGUAACAGACUCUCAAAGCUCAACAGUGAUGUGUUUCAAGGUAUCGAGAACCUGGAAAAGCUGGAUCUAUCAGAGAAUUUCAUAAAUGAUUUCCCAACCGUCGCUCUGAAAUCAUUUACGAGUUUGAAGCACUUGAACCUGUCGAGUAAUAUGAUUACGAUGCUGGAUAGCAGUCAUCUCAACUCCUUGGCGUCUCUCCAAGUACUUGACUUAAGUCGAAACAAUCUAGUGAAGCUAUCACCGGGCACCUUUGUUGGCUUAAGUGACUUGACUUAUUUGGAUAUCGGAGUCAACUCUCUGAGAACAUUGGAAGACGAUACAUUCGACGGGCUUGUCAAUCUACAAACACUGUUAUUACGUGACAAUAAUAUCCUGCUUAUCCCGGGCACAGCGCUCUCUCGCCUACCUGCCCUUACAUCUGUUCACCUCGGCUUUAACCGAGUGACUGCCUUAUCUAGCGACAUCCUACGAGCGGUGUCAGACCGGAUCAAUUCUUUGGUUCUCUCAAGAAACGUAAUCAGAGAAUUGCCGCCGGCUGCGUUCGAUCACUUCAAAAACCUACAGCACUUAGACCUCUCCGGUAAUCUCCUCAAUUCGAUUUCAUCCGAAGUAUUCACUGGAUUGGAAACGACUCUUGAAUUUUUAUCGCUGAGCCAAAAUAGGAUUUUAGGCUUCACAGGUCAACAAUUGAAGUUUGUUAGUUUGUGGUUCUUCGAUAUAUCCGGGAAUCAAAUAUCGGAAAUUCCAGUCAAUGCUUUCGAAUCUAUACCAAGUUUAUCGCAUCUCAAUAUUAGUCACAAUUUACACAUGAGUGUACUCCCUCAGAACAUUUUUAGCCAUAAUGAUGCUCUUUUAGUCGUAGACAUAAGUGAUGUGGGGCUGAAAGCUCUCCCAGUGAAUUUAUUUUCGAAAAAUCGCAAUUUGGAACGAAUUUAUCUGUCUCACAAUAAUUUACAAGAAAUUUCAGAAGGCUCAUUCAAAAAUCUUAAAAACUUAACGCAUUUAGAUUUAUCGUACAAUAAUAUCGUAACGAUAAGGACUCCAGCUUUCGUAAAUGUUAUGUCGAUUCAAUAUUUAUCUCUAAGAGGUAACCAGUUAAACGCAUUUAAAGGAGAAUUCUUUAACACAGGAACAAGUUUAGAAGUAAUAGAUGUUUCUAAUAACCAGCUGAGUUAUUUAUUCCCUUCGUCAUUCAAAAUACACCCUAGGUUACGAGAAAUAAUAUUGACUAAUAACAAAUUCAAUUUCUUCCCUUCUGAACUUAUAAGUACUUUACAAUAUUUAGAAUUGGUAGACUUAUCAGGCAACGUCUUGAAAAAUGUAGAUGAAUUGGAUUUUGCUAGACUUCCAAAGUUGAGAACCAUUUUACUAGCAAGGAAUGAACUUGAAACUGUCAGUGAAAUGGCUUUUCAUAAUUCAAGUCAAAUACAGAAUAUAGAUUUAUCGUUCAACAGAAUAGAUCGUUUGGGUGAUCGUGUGUUUGAAGGAAUUAUCAGGCUAGAGAUAUUAAAUUUGGCUGGUAAUCUUUUAUCUGAAUUACCUGAGAACAUAUUUGAAAGAUCUCGACUUCGAAUGUUAGAAACAAUAGUAUUGAGACAAAAUUUGUUUGAACAGGCCCCACUAAAAGCUUUACAAAAGCAAUAUUUCUUCGUUUCGUGUGUAGAUUUGUCAUAUAAUAAUAUUACUGAUAUACCGGCUGAAGACAGCGUUAUGGUAAAUAUAAAAAAGUUGGACCUUUCAUUCAAUCCAUUGACAGAAAAAGCUGUGAUUAGUGUUUUGACUGAACCCAAAACAGUAAGAGACCUAAAUCUUGCUGGUACAGGCAUGAGAUUCAUCGGUCAACUCGAGACCCCAUUCUUACAUAGGCUUAAUGUGUCGCAUAAUAAUAUUACAAAAUUAUCCGAGAAAACAUUCAUCCGAACUACUCUAUUGGAGUCCUUGGACUUAUCUUACAACCAAAUUUCUGAUAUUUCAAACUCUCUAGCGAUUUCAUGGCCUAAACUAAAGAAUUUACAAAGACUAAAUAUUUCCGAUAACCCCAUCACAGUUAUCCUCGAGGGAAAUUUCGACGGCUUAUCCUCCUUGCGUGUACUAGAUAUACGAAACUUAGAAAAAUGUACCAAAAUUGAGAAGAACGCGUUUAGUACUUUAUCUAAUCUAGUAGAAUUACGGGCAUACGGUUACCCUAGACUGGGAUAUUUUGAUGUCCAAGGAGCGUUACAAUUUUUGUUGGCCCUUGAAAAAUUGGAUGUAGAAUUUAAGGAUACUACUAUUGGUGCAGACCAACUGCAUUCUACAUUACAUCCUCGACUUGAAGAACUAGGUAUACGGGGGUCACGAAUUAAGACUGUGUCAUCUGGCGUUCUUGCAGGAUUAAAAUCCCCAGCAAUAACAGUUAAAUUUCGUAACACAUCAGUAACAAAUCUACCACCGGCUUUGCUAUUUCCAUUACCAAGGUCAUCAAUAAUUACAAUAGACAUUGGUGGAAGUCAGCUAACAACAAUACAACCGCAAUUAUUAGUAGCCCUCGAUGACCGCAGAGCUGAUUUAUCAAUGUUCGGUUUGGAAAGCAACCCUAUACGAUGUGAUUGUAAUUCAAGAGCUCUUAGAAGAUGGCUACCUUCUGUUGGUAUUGAGAAUGUCCGAUGCCAUUCACCUGAAUACCUUUCUGGAUUCCUUCUGCUUGAAAUAGGUGAUGACGAGCUCACAUGCGAUACAAAGAGAAGACCAACAGCUACGUCUAUGUCAAGCAGCAGCAUUUCAACCCCGAUUCCUCCUCGAAUAGUUCAUCGCACUUCAGCUGAACCAGAUAUAAUUUGGUCUGUUGCGCCCUCACAUGAACGUCCAAAAGUAACUGGAGAGCCUAAAGGUGCACCUGUUCUUGGAGUAGCCGUAUCAAACAAUGAUGAUAAUUUAAUAAUAGGUAUCGUAGGUGGUGUUGUUGCAUUUAUUGCCAUUCUGAUAGUUGCUAUAUGUAUAGUUAGGUUACGUAUGACGAGUACAUCUUACAGAGGUGCACCGUUAGCAAAUAGUCCAGGCGCACCGUUAUGGGGCCCUGCAUGGCCCGGGUAUGGUGGUACUCUACCACCACCUUCGUUAUCAACGGCGACACUGCCACAUAAGAUACAAUCAGCGCCCGGAUCCGUGCGAUAUCUAGCACCACCACAACCAGCGCCAUACUUUAUAAGUUUGCCACCACACGAAGACAAAAUAUAUCGAUAGAAUGUUAUAUAAUAUAAGGUAAUAAUAACUUAAGGGACUUUCAGUGUAGCUUGUAAAUAUUUUUUUAGUAUAAAUAUACAUUUAUAUUAUGAUGUAGUUGAGUUAAUUUAAAAAGCAUGUGAAUAACUGCCAGUUUUUCAAGUCUGCAACUAGUGCUAGUAGUUAGACCGUAACAGUGUUUUAUGAGUAUUUUCUAACUAAAGACCAUUUUGUUGAUCAAUUUUGAAAAUCUUUCUUCGGUUACUUCGACUAUUUGUUAGAUAAGGUGUUUUACAUAAAUUCAAAAAAUAUGUAUAAAUAUAUCCUUGAUUUCAUUAUGAUUUUGAUAAAUAAAUAAUUAAAAUCAUUGUAUUUUCUCAGUAUAAAAAACCAUUGAUUCGUCUUAUAUGUUCAUUAUAGCUAUGACAUUAGUGAAGCACAUUUUUCUAUGAAGCAUAUUAUCCCGAGCUACAAAAGAUAAAAUUUAUUAUGUUGAUGUAACGUAAGUCAAUCAAAAAUAUAUAACGCCUUUUAAUACCUUCGCCUAAUAACAAUAAUCUUCACAAUUAUAUCCAAUGGACAUGUAUAAAAUAUUUAUUAAAUGUUGCCCUUAUAUUUAUAAGUCUUUAUUUUAGUAAUAAAAUUAUUAAACAUUAA
Molecule: messenger RNA, 4842 nt
Organism: Leptidea sinapis
Lineage: Eukaryota; Metazoa; Arthropoda; Insecta; Lepidoptera; Pieridae
Product: protein artichoke
Exons: 7
Coding region: 235-4206 (1323 amino acids)
Molecular function (GO): protein binding
Source: RefSeq, a predicted model, not a curated record